Molecule: messenger RNA, 3454 nt
Organism: Larimichthys crocea (large yellow croaker)
Lineage: Eukaryota; Metazoa; Chordata; Actinopteri; Sciaenidae
Gene: tes
Product: testis derived transcript (3 LIM domains)
Exons: 7
Coding region: 166-2007 (613 amino acids)
Molecular function (GO): zinc ion binding
Source: RefSeq, a predicted model, not a curated record
UUUAAUUUGACAGCGGUGGCGAGCAGGACCUCCGGAGAGAAAGCGGGGAGUGCGCCGGGGUUGUUGUGUUAUCUCUGGCGUCCGUCUCCUCUCAGUUUUCGGUGUUGACAGCUGGUUUAGUUCGCUUCGUCUGGACCGAGUAAACUCCCCACCGACAGACACAAAAUGGAGAUAGAGAAGGAAGUAAAGAAGAUGACCCUUGGGCAUGAGUUUGGUGCUGGAGCCGCCUGUUUGAAGUGCAAGGACAAGUGCGAAGGCUUCGAGCUGCAUUUCUGGAGAAAAAUCUGCCGAAACUGUAAAUGUGGCCUCGCAGAGCACAACGUGCAGAUGAACUCGGAAGAGAACAAGAAGGUAGGAAAGCUGUUCGAGGACACCAAGUACACCGGCCUCAUCGCCAAGCUGAAGACUGACGGCAUCCCCAGCUACAAGGGCAACAUGAUCACCAUCAGUCUUCCCAGCCCUGCCACUGCUUACGUUGUACCGCCAAGUGCUUCCUCCACUGUGGUGCCCCCCUCUGCCACAGCUGGCACUGUACAGCCUGCUGGAGCUGCUGCAGGUACAGCACCCAGCAGCGCUCAGACUCAAGCUCAAGCUCAGGUUCAGCCUCAGGUUCAACCUGUACCAGCCGCUGUCGCACCUGUCAAGGUUAACAAAGUGCCGGUUGCUGUCAGCGCCACAUCAGCCACUGUUGUACCAGUCCCCAAAGAUGUGCCAAUGAAGUCCGUCACCUAUGACUGGGCACCACCGGUAGCCAAUAAGUAUCUGGCAGUGCGUUACAUUGAGCUGCUCCCACCAGAGAAACGUCCGGUGGCCGGUACAGAGGGAGCUGCAUACCGCCGGCAGCAGAUGGCCCGCCAGCUGCCCGAGCACGACCAGGACCCGUCUAAGUGCCAUGAGCUAAGCCCCGCCGAGGUCAAGCAAAUGCAGCAGUUUGUCCGCAAGUACAAAGAUGAGGCUCUGGGGGUGGGAGAUGUUUUGCUGCCUGAAGAGAUGGCUCUGGUUCAGGCAGGAGGGCAGGGUGGAGCUGGUGUGGGGGUAGGAGCUGUACCUGGUGCUGGAGGUGCAGGGUUUGGACCAGGUGUGGGUGCUGGAGGUGCACCUGGUGCUGGAGGGGCAGGGUUUGGACCUCGUGUCGGGGCUGGAGGUGCACCUGGUGCUGGAGGAGCAGGGUUUGGACCUGGAGUUGGUGUACCAGGAGCUAGUGCAGGGGCAGGUGGUGAAGCUGCAGGGGGUGGGGUUAGACCAGGAGUUGUUGGUGUUGGUGCUGGAGCUGGUUCUGGCUUUGGACCUGGAACAGGAGGUAGCGGAGCUGGAACUAGACCUGGUGGUGCUGGUUCUGCUGGUCUUGGACCAGCUGGAGGAGCCAUGGGUACUACUGCCACUGCUGGAGCCAUGGGUGUCCCUGGAGCUCAGCAAGCUGGACUACCACAGCAGAACUUCUCGUGCCGUCACUGCGAGCAACCAAUGCGUCUUGGCGAGCCUGCUGUCUAUGCUGAGCGCGCUGGCUACGACAAGCUGUGGCACCCAGCCUGCUUUGUGUGUUGUACCUGCCAUGAACUACUGGUGGACAUGAUCUACUUCUGGAAGAAAGGCAAGCUCUACUGUGGACGUCACUAUGGCGACAGCGAGAAGCCACGCUGUGGAGGCUGUGAUGAGCUGAUCUUCAGUAAUGAGUACACUCAGGCCGAAGGCCAGAACUGGCAUCUGAAGCACUUCUGCUGUUUUGACUGUGACUGCAUCCUUGCCGGAGAGACGUAUGUCAUGGAGAAUGACAAGCCUGUCUGCAAGCCAUGCUACAUGACGAACUACGCUGUGAAAUGUUCAUCCUGCAAGAAUGCAGUAGAGCCCGAAGCCCAGAGGGUUUCCUAUGGCGAUCAUCACUGGCAUGCAGAGCCGCAGUGCUUUAAGUGCUCCGGAUGUGCCAAGUGCCUGAUUGGCCAGCGCUUCAUGGCCGUGCAAAGCUUCCUCUUCUGCUCCGCAGAGUGCAAGAAGAAAACCAUGGCUUAGAGGGCCAAAACAAGUCCCUCCAUCGUCUCCGCAACCACUUGUGAAACCAGGACAGAUUGAGCUUAGCCUAGUACCAGAGCAGGGAAAACAAACACUGGUGCAGCUGGAUGGACUGUGGUUGUGUUAACAAAAUAUCGAGUGCCUGAUUCCUCUAAUAUAGAGACGUACAAAUAGUCAAUUUGCAUCUAAUUGCUUUUUGCUUUCUGUCAGUGGAAGGCCACAGUAUUCAUAAGUCUGUCUCAGCUAAACACCUUCUAGUUUCCAGUUCGUCUUCUGCCUUAAAAUCAGCAGUCUUUUUUCUACACUGUUUUUUUUACUGAUGAGAUUAGUUUUGUACUGGUUGGAGGUGGCAUUCCUGUUUUUUGGGUUGUGUUUUUCAAAUCUGUGUCUGUUUAACAGUAUUACCGCUGUUAUACCCCAAAAAUUGUACCUGUUGAUUUAAUGUGACACUAUACUGCUUGAACUGAUAUUUACACUCGUCUUUGCAGCAUAUGAUGAGCAAUAUUAGCCAGGUGUGGAGUUUACCUGUUUCCGGUGCAUUUCAGCUUCAUGAAAUCAUAUCAAUAACAUUCUCAAUCAAAUCAUAAUGCAGCAGUCUGAGAUUCAACUUAAUGAAUUUAGGUUUGGAAGUGAAUUGGCACAAUUCUGGUAGCAGUAUAUUUGUCUACAAGCUGCCAUCUACUGUAUUUUGAUUGUAUUUUAGGGGAACAAAACAAUGUGAAACCUUCCAGUAUACACCACUACCAGUGAAGAGGUAUGCCUGUACGAACUAUUGCUAUCCAAAUAACAGCGUUGGUGAUAAUCACAGGUAAAGUGCAAAAAUAUAGAUUAUUGCAACGAUAUUGGAUGACAUUAGCUUUUAUGUAAUGAUUGGCAACUCUGUGUAAUGCAACUCAAAUGAGUACAACAGCACUGUAAACUAUAUCUUCAGAAGAUGGUGUAGGAUUGAUUAAACGCCUGUCUGAUGCAGAUCAUCACGAAUAUUUGCCUACUGUACAGGUGUUUCUUUCAUUAUUAGCUUCCACAAAGUAGCCUCUCAUCUUGGGUCUUCGUAAAAAUCAUACAUUUAAAGAAUCCAUUAAAAUUACUUAUUUAAUUAAAUAAGUCAUUAUUACAAGAAAAAUAUAUCAUUCAGUAUAAAUAUAAUAAUGGGAAAUAAAGAUGAUGAAACCAAUAAUGGAGUGCAGAAAAUAUAUCUUCUCCCUCUCUAAUUAUUUAAGAAUUGGCAUACAUCCAUGUGGGUUUUCAAAGUACAGGAUCAUCCACCGGGCUCCUGAUGGAUAUAAACGCUGUACAGUUGUUGUAUAGGAAUCAUUUGCCAUACUACCCAAAGAGUUGAUGAAUUCAUGAAAAACACUGGAAAUUGCUUCACAUAAAACAAUUCCUUCUUUGUUCUUUUUGUGCCAUGUACUUUCCUUUCCGAGCAAUAAACUGCACUUUAACUGAU